AUGGCGCCCCUCCAGACUGUGUCGCGCGCCCUCACGCGGUCGGCCACUGCCGCCGCCUGCCGGUCCCCGGCCACGGCCACGGCGGUCCGCGCCAUGAGCUCGACGCCCGCCCUCCGCGACUCGUCGUCCUCCUCCUCCAGCUACCAGAGCCCCUUCAAGGGCGAGUCCAAGACCAACGUCCCCGACUUCUCCAAGUACAUGUCCAAGGGCUCCGGCAGCACCAAUGCGCUGUUUUCGUACUUUAUGGUCGGCACCCUGGGCGCGAUCUCGGCGGCGGGGGCGAAGUCGACGAUUCAGCCUCGAUGUUUUGGCCCAUGGCCCAAGGUUGAGGUCGACCUCGCGGCUAUUCCCGAGGGCAAGAACGUCAUCAUCAAGUGGCGAGGCAAGCCCGUCUUCAUCCGCCACCGCACCGCCGCCGAGAUCGAUGAGGCCAACAGCAUCAACGUUGCCUCAUUAAGAGACCCCGAAACCGACGACCAGCGCGUUAAGAAGCCCGAGUGGCUCGUCAUGUUGGGCGUCUGCACACAUUUGGGUUGCGUGCCCAUCGGCGAGGCCGGCGACUUCGGCGGAUGGUUCUGCCCCUGCCACGGUUCCCACUACGACAUCUCGGGCCGCAUCAGGAAAGGACCCGCCCCGCUCAACCUCGAGAUCCCUACGUACGACUUCUCUGACGACGGCAAGCUGGUUGUCGGUUAA
Chaetomium globosum CBS 148.51 is the source of this 696-nucleotide messenger RNA. RefSeq lists its product as uncharacterized. The record is from RefSeq and is a predicted model, not a curated record. The transcript is spliced from 4 exons. Gene Ontology annotation, molecular function: 2 iron, 2 sulfur cluster binding; quinol-cytochrome-c reductase activity. Gene Ontology annotation, biological process: mitochondrial electron transport, ubiquinol to cytochrome c. The coding region runs from base 1 to 696 and encodes 231 amino acids. Gene Ontology annotation, cellular component: membrane. Lineage: Eukaryota; Fungi; Ascomycota; Sordariomycetes; Sordariales; Chaetomiaceae.